AUGUGGCUUCGCCCUGGCGAGCACCGUCCUGGAGCCAUCUUUGGGCAUCCCCUCCCCUGCCCGUCUCCCUCUCCCACCCCAGAGGCCUCUGUGUCCAAGAAGAAGCGCAUGUGCGUGAAGCUGGUGCCCCUGGGAGCUGCGGACACGGCUGUGUUUGACAUCCGGCUGAGCGGGAAGACCAAGACGGUGCCAGGAUACCUGCGAGUGGGGGACAUGGGCGGCUUUGCCAUCUGGUGCAAGAAGGCCAAGGCACCACGGCCAGUGCCCAAGCCCCGAGGGCUCAGCAGGGACAUGCGCAGCCUCUCCCUGGACCCGCCCGGGCUGCCCAGCAAGGGCAGCUUCCCAGAGCGGACGUUGUCACGACUGGGCUCCCGGGCAUCCACCCUGCGGAGGAACGACUCCAUCUACGAGGCCUCCAGCCUCUACGGCAUCUCGGCCAUGGAUGGGGUUCCCUUCACACUGCACCCCCGAUUCGAGGGCAAGGGCUGUGGGCCUCUGGCCUAUUCUGCCUUCGGGGACCUGACCAUCAAGUCUCUGGCAGACAUUGAGGAGGAGUACAACUACGGCUUCGUGGUGGAGAAGACAGCGGCCGCCCGCCUGCCCCCCAGUGUCUCCUAGCCCCUCGCCCGGGGGAGUCCCCAGCCUGGCCCCACCGCACCCCACGCCGGGAGCCCCCGCCACAGGAGAGCCGCCUGCGCGGUGGCGGCCCUUGGCGGGCCCUGAGGGUGGGGCUGGGCGGAAACCAGUGCCUUCAGGUCAUGUGUGUCAAACCCUCCGUGCCCGGUGCUGCCGGGCUCCUGUAAUAAACACUACCUGUUCCCA
Carlito syrichta (Philippine tarsier) is the source of this 822-nucleotide messenger RNA. It is a transcript of the gene MVB12A, whose product is annotated as multivesicular body subunit 12A. The transcript is spliced from 6 exons. Bases 1 to 618 code for a protein of 205 amino acids. Gene Ontology annotation, biological process: regulation of epidermal growth factor receptor signaling pathway; receptor catabolic process; endosome to lysosome transport via multivesicular body sorting pathway. The record is from RefSeq and is a predicted model, not a curated record. NCBI's taxonomy places the organism in Eukaryota, Metazoa, Chordata, Mammalia, Primates, Tarsiidae. Gene Ontology annotation, cellular component: ESCRT I complex; cytosol.